AUGUCUGGAAUCGGAGACAACUGGACCACUUCCCAGCGCCGUUCUCAGCGCACCACUCGCAGCACUGCCCAGGGAGGUCAAGACUUCACCGAAGAAAUCAACGAAGACAUCUUGUCCACCGAUCCCAACUCCCAAGCUCAGAGAUGGGAGUCCAAGAAGUACGCCCAACGUACUCACUUCGACGACCAGACCGAGGCUGGCGGCAUGGGCUCCGCCGGCUCCCGUAACCUGCAGGGUGGCCAAGGUAUGAAAGGCGUCGAGGAUACCUCUCGUUCCGGAGGAACGGGUGGCAUGCAAGAGGAGGAAACUACUGGAGCCUACCCAGGGGCCUCUUCCCAGCGCCAACAGACCUCCAGGGCCACUGAUGAUCCCGGUGAGGGUAUGGCAGGAAUGAGCGGCAAGAGUCAUGGAUAUGAUGACCAAAGCUACAUGACGCAGGACUAUGGAAGGCAGGGAUAUGGAAGCCAUACUGGCCGUGCAGAGCCCCCCGAGAACCAAGAAACUGGUGGUGUGCUCGGCACUCUUGGAGAGAAAGUGAAAGGAGCUAUGGGUGAUGUUAGCAAGAAGGCUUCAAAGCUCAACGAGUAA
Molecule: messenger RNA, 588 nt
Organism: Trichophyton rubrum CBS 118892
Lineage: Eukaryota; Fungi; Ascomycota; Eurotiomycetes; Onygenales; Arthrodermataceae
Exons: 2
Coding region: 1-588 (195 amino acids)
Source: RefSeq, a predicted model, not a curated record